Myotis brandtii (Brandt's bat) is the source of this 1676-nucleotide messenger RNA. RefSeq names its product growth arrest-specific protein 2. Gene Ontology annotation, cellular component: actin filament. The record is from RefSeq and is a predicted model, not a curated record. Bases 6 to 725 code for a protein of 239 amino acids. Lineage: Eukaryota; Metazoa; Chordata; Mammalia; Chiroptera; Vespertilionidae. Gene Ontology annotation, molecular function: actin filament binding; microtubule binding; cytoskeletal adaptor activity. The transcript has 6 exons. Gene Ontology annotation, biological process: actin crosslink formation.
UGCCCAUGAAGAAGAUUCCAUGCAAAGCCAGUGCACCCUCAGGCUCCUUUUUCGCCAGAGACAAUACAGCAAAUUUCUUAUCCUGGUGCCGAGAUUUAGGGGUAGAUGAAACAUGUCUAUUUGAAUCGGAAGGUUUGGUUCUCCACAAGCAGCCCAGAGAAGUGUGUCUCUGUUUGCUAGAGCUGGGCCGGAUUGCAGCCAGGUAUGGUGUGGAGCCUCCUGGUUUGAUAAAAUUGGAAAAAGAGAUUGAACAAGAAGAAACACUUUCUGCCCCUUCUCCUUCACCUUCUCCUUCAUCAAAGUCUUCUGGAAAAAAGAGUACAGGAAACUUACUGGAUGAUGCAGUGAAAAGGAUUUCUGAGGAUCCUCCUUGCAAAUGCCCAAGCAAAUUCUGUGUGGAGAGGCUUUCUCAAGGAAGAUACCGAGUGGGAGAAAAGAUUCUCUUCAUUAGGGGUCUUCAUGGUUGUUACUAUGUCUCCAAAGCCAAAGCAAAGCAGACAUUUAAGAUGCUGCACAACAAACACGUCAUGGUCCGCGUGGGAGGAGGAUGGGAAACGUUCGCGGGGUAUUUGUUGAAACACGACCCCUGCCGGAUGCUGCAGAUCUCCCGUGUGGAUGGCAAAACGUCCCCCAUCCAGAGCAAAUCUCCAACCCUUAAGGACAUGAAUCCAGAUAAUUACCUGGUGGUCUCUGCCAACUAUAAGGCUAAGAAGGAGAUUAAGUGAAACUAGUUGGUCAGGACAAGGGGACUCUCAGAAUGGCCUGUAUCCACUUCUCCAGGGUAGUCAGUUUAGUUCACAUGCUCUGAAAAUUACUUUGGAAAAAGGUGUCACCCACAGGAAAGUGUCAUCAUAUUGGAAAAGGUUCACAGAGUAGCACUAUUUAUUUUAAUGCUUCUGUAGAAAAUGACCUAUGAAAAGGCAUUCUAAACUCAGAUUUAGAUUAGACAAACUGGAGGCAAGUUAUUCUCAACAGGCGAAUACAGUAUUUAGAAAUACAAAUCUAGCUAGAGGUAAAAAACAACAACCUGUUAUUAGAAGAAGAAAAAAUUUUUUUUUUAGGAUUUCUAGAUAAAACAGAAAGUGCCUGCUUUAUGUCUACAGAGUAAAAGCACCCCAGACAUUUUUUUUUAACUGCCAGAUUUUUAACAAGUGACAAUUAGUGUGAUAAUGUGCUACUAAAAACAUCCAACAGCACUAUCAGUAAGUACAGAGUAUUCACAACAGUAAAACUUUACUGGAAAGGCCACUUUAGAAAAGUUUACAUUCACUUGGAAGAUUGCCUUAAAGUUUAUCCCUUACCAUGACCAAGUAUCUGGGGUACUUUUGGAAGUUUUCAGUACACCCACUAGAGAACCGCUUAUGAAUUGCCCCACACAUUCCUAAGAAACAUGGCUGUGUUGAGGCUGACAGUGUCAUUCACACACAUAAGCUGACAUACAUUUAUAUUUUGACAGAGUAAAUUGUACAGUCAAAUGUUCAUUGACUUCAUGUUAUUUGAAAGCAUUCUUACUAAAAUAUAUCUUUAGUUAAUCCUACUUUGCUAUGUUAUCUAGUAAAGUCAAUUCACUGUAGCUAAUCAUGUUACAGACUUAUGUAUACCCUUGUACACCCAGGACAGGGCUGUUUUGUACCCAUAAACAGCAAAAUAUUGUCCUUGCUGAUUCAAGAAUUAAA